Molecule: messenger RNA, 615 nt
Organism: Parnassius apollo (apollo)
Lineage: Eukaryota; Metazoa; Arthropoda; Insecta; Lepidoptera; Papilionidae
Source: the annotation of a GenBank genome assembly
AUGAAUGUUUCAGUAAUUUAUGGUCAUCGAUACGCGUCGUUAUUUCUCAAAAUACAACCGUUGCCAACACCGUUGUUUUACGGCAACCGUGCCAGGAGUGCCGACCAGUGCCGACAUCUGGCUGGCUUACAAUACUUCGAGGUCAAUGAACCGGCUCGCGCUGAUAAGGACGUACCUGUCCUAUUGUCACGCGAUAUUCCUGUCUCGGUCGCACCACUAACUGUACAUCGGUGCGAGGCGAGUUCUCCAGUGAACAACGGGUCGCAAGUGGAGGCCCUCACCGUGGUUUCGAAAAAUGUAGCCAAUUGUGCUAAAACCACUGCGCCUGCGCGUGUGCACUCCGAGCCUACGCCGAUUAACGAAAACAGUGCGAAUGAAAAACAUGAAACAACAAUGAGCUCGAGACGUAAAAGGUUUUCCGAUGUGGUGCGCGAGGGUGGUCAAUGGAAACCAGAAGCACCAAAGGAUGAAUGGAUUCUUUUGCAAAGAAGACGGCUGAGAAAUCGUUUUAUGGCGAAAAAAGGAAAAGCAGAUCUAGAGUUGGAUUGCGGUUUCAAGGCGGCGGAUGUUAAAAUUCCGUUUUACUUUUAUAAUGUUGACAAAUGGCUCAAUUGA